AUGAGCGAUUAUUCUAGUGCUAAAUUUCUGAGUAAACAGAUGAAGGCAAGAGGACUUCAAAAAUUAAGAUUUUAUUGUCAAGUAUGUAUGAAGCAAUGUCGUGAUGAUAAUGGGUUCAAAUCACAUAUCAAAUCACCAUCGCACCUGAAGAAGAUAUCUCAAGUUACUACGGAAGAUAUUGACAAGUAUACAGCCCAAUUUGAAAGUGAUUUUUUGACUCUUUUAAGAGUAAAUCAUGGUGAAAAAUUAAUUGCUGCCAAUAAAGUUUAUAAUGAAUUCAUCCAAGAUAGGGAUCAUAUCCAUAUGAAUUCCACUCAAUUUACCUCAUUGAACAAAUUUAUCCAACAUUUAUCAAAGGAAGGUAAGAUUAGAAUACAAAAUCUUGAUGAUUUUGACAAGCCAGAGAAUAUCGAGAUGGGUAGUUUAUUAAUAAGUUAUGUGGAUACUUCAGGGAGCAACACAGUACGGAAACAACAACUUGAAGAUAUCGAGAAACUUGAAAAAGCAGAUCAAGAAGUAAAGAGUUACAUUUUACGAAAACAGAUUGAAGCCGGUCUCAAGGCAGCUAAAACCCAAAAUCAAGCCGAUACAUCGGAUACUGAAGGACUCACUGCAUUGAAGGUAGGAGACGAUAUAACCAUAGACCUAAAACCAUCUACGAAGAAGAACAAAGUACAUAAGAAGAUCAAAAGGAAACCAGCCAAGAAUAUGUUUGAUUGA
Molecule: messenger RNA, 720 nt
Organism: Maudiozyma saulgeensis
Lineage: Eukaryota; Fungi; Ascomycota; Saccharomycetes; Saccharomycetales; Saccharomycetaceae
Source: the annotation of a GenBank genome assembly